AUGUCUGCUGCUUAUGGGGUCACCUUUCCCCUCAUUCUCCUCUUCCUGCUUUUGGCUAAUGUCAUCAGCUACAGUGAAGCAAGUACAAGUGUAGCCCAAUGGAUUGAAUGUUUGUUUUGUUUUUCUCUUGAUUUGGAGGCAAAUGGGUCUGCAACAAUCAAUGAGAUGGUGCCAUUGAUGGAGCCAGAGAAGGUGGUGGAGAUGAGAAUGAUGAUGAAUGAGAGCAGGAGGAGGCUGGGCAGCUUCCAGAUAUGUGCGCUUUGCACUUGCUGUGGAGGCGCUAAGGGGGUUUGCUUGCCUUCUCCAUGUUGCUAUGCCAUCAAUUGCAACAUCCCAAACAGGCCCUUCGGUUUCUGUUCUUUCACUCCCAAGACCUGUAAUUGCUUUGGAUGCCAUAUCUAAAUCUUCAUAUUUUGCAUUAAUUAAUUUCUAGGGGUCAUCUCCCUGAUUCUGCUGAGAGUGUGAAUGGGAAGAGGAAUAUCUGUCCUUCAUUUGUUUGUUUAUAAUUAUAUUAUUAUUUAUAAGAAUACUAGUAGUGUUGAGAGUUGCUAUUUCCAAGCUACCUGUUGCUAUUUCCAGAGGGAAUUGUGUAUAAAUUUUUAUGGAAAUAGCAGUGCCUUAAGAUAGUGGCAGACCUAGAUUAGCUUUAUAUGGUAUUUGGGGAAACAUUGUUCUUUGUUUAUUAAGCUACUGUUGCUUGUGAUAAUUUAAUUAGUUGUUUGAAGAAUAUAUUAAUGCUAGUGCUCAAUAGGGCUGGCUUGUCUA
Manihot esculenta (cassava) is the source of this 765-nucleotide messenger RNA. RefSeq lists its product as uncharacterized. The coding region runs from base 1 to 402 and encodes 133 amino acids. The transcript has 2 exons. The record is from RefSeq and is a predicted model, not a curated record. NCBI's taxonomy places the organism in Eukaryota, Viridiplantae, Streptophyta, Magnoliopsida, Malpighiales, Euphorbiaceae.